This is a messenger RNA of Dentiscutata heterogama, 197 nucleotides long. The record is from the annotation of a GenBank genome assembly. Lineage: Eukaryota; Fungi; Glomeromycota; Glomeromycetes; Diversisporales; Gigasporaceae.
AUGAUUGUGGCUAAUUGCUAUAAGAAAAUUGGUUAUGAAGAAGAUGCUUUUAAACUCUAUAAAGAAAUUUCAAAUAAAGAUUUAAAAAAAGAAGAAUUUGAUAAAGUAGAACAACACUUUAGAGAGACAAAUGAGUUCAAAAAUGAUCUUGGAAUUUGGAAAUAUAUUAAAAUGAAUAUAAAAACUUAUCUGAGAUU